UAGUCCUUCAUAUGAUGGGAAUCCCAUGUGAGAUUCACUAAUUAGAUCUAUGAGAUAAUACUACCAGUCACACCUACAAACUUAUUCAGAAUAUAUUUAGCCAUACAACCAGUAAAAUCCACUGUUUUGGCUAGAUUUCUUUCUAUUGGUUAUUUUUUCUCUGGCUUCUCAUGGCCCUGAGGCUAAAGCGAAGGCGAGAACUGAGCAGACUGAGGACUGAGGAGAGCAGAGCACGCUGGAGAUCGACUGUUAUCACCGUGUGCUGUGUGCUAGUCAUACUAGCGACCUUGAUAGUGGGGUUAUAUUUUACCGUCAGGAUCGUGAAUAGCAAGUUUUUCUUCUGCUCUGGCUCACUGAAGUUCAUCUCAAUAGAAAAGGCAUGUGAUGGAAAGGCUAACUGUGCAGGCGGUGAGGAUGAAAUCACAUGUGUAUCCAAACUGCGGACCACUGACACUUAUCCAGUGAGGCUGAUGGGGGACAGACUGGUCCUGCAGGUAUUCAUUAAUGAGGGAGGAUGGAGAACAGUGUGUGCUGAUAACUGGAGGACAAAGCACACACGGUUAGCCUGUCAACAACUGGGCUAUACAGUGAGUCCACGAAGUACACGAGUCCCGGUAAAGAGUCUGCUCUUCAACCCUCAAGAUGCAUUUGCUACAGUCAGCCAAAAUUCCACACACUCUGACAUCCAGAGUUUCCUCUUAGUCAGUGACCGAUGUUUAUCUGGCUCUGUGGUGUCUGUGUCCUGCUCAGACUGUGGAGAGGUGGUGGGAGAGGACCGUAUUGUUGGUGGAGUGGACACAGCAGUCGAACACUGGCCGUGGCAGGUUAGUCUUCAGUGGAACCAGCAGCAUGUCUGUGGAGGAGCAUUACUUUCCAAGCGCUGGGUCAUAUCAGCUGCUCACUGUUUCACAGGCAGGACACGAGAGCUGAGUCGAUGGACUGUGGUGUUGGGUCAGACCAAAGUGUUGGGAUCCAGGGGUGUCAGUGUCGAUACGAUUGUUGUCCACAAUAACUACAGUCACUUGAGUAAUGACUUUGACAUUGCCAUGCUAAAACUCACUUGGCCUGUCACUGUUGGAGACUCAAUUUUGCCAGUUUGUUUACCCCCACACCAGCUGUCUGUGAAGGAGAUGCUUGUGGUGACUGGGUGGGGAUUGCUCAAGGAGAAAGGUGAGCUUCCCUCUGUGCUACAGAAAGCUUUGGUGCCCCUGAUUGACAGAUCAGAGUGUUCCAAGCCCUCUGUUUACGGUUCUGCAAUAACUCCCAGAAUGCUUUGUGCAGGAUUCCUCAAAGGAAACAUAGAUGCUUGUCAGGGGGACAGUGGGGGUCCGCUAGUGUACCUUUCAUCUCGUUGGCAGUUGAUGGGUAUAGUGAGCUGGGGAGUGGGCUGUGCACGGGAGGGAAAACCUGGAGUUUACACUGAUGUUAGUCAACUUCUCAACUGGAUCUACACCGUAAUGGAGAGAUGGCCAUGAGAAGGUGAACCAUGGGCGCAUAAAUUCAUGCUUUCGUGACAUCGGAGGAAAGCCAAAUCUCAGACGAGAACAGAAAUCUUGAUUCUAGAUAUUGUUCAAUUUUAUAAUCAUUUCGACAUAAGUAUUAUGUAAAAAAACAUCAUGCUUUUUUUAGUCUCACUGUUCACAUUUCCUGUAAAUUUACUGUUCAUUGUAAAGCUGUACUUUCGGUUUUAAUUUUUUUUUCCUGACCAAAAGCAAAAAAUAAAUAAAAUAAUAAAGCUCUUCCUUC
Molecule: messenger RNA, 1746 nt
Organism: Carassius auratus (goldfish)
Lineage: Eukaryota; Metazoa; Chordata; Actinopteri; Cypriniformes; Cyprinidae
Product: transmembrane protease serine 4-like
Exons: 11
Coding region: 171-1475 (434 amino acids)
Biological process (GO): proteolysis
Cellular component (GO): membrane
Molecular function (GO): serine-type endopeptidase activity; protein binding
Source: RefSeq, a predicted model, not a curated record